Messenger RNA from Ceutorhynchus assimilis (cabbage seed weevil), 561 nucleotides. The record is from the annotation of a GenBank genome assembly. Lineage: Eukaryota; Metazoa; Arthropoda; Insecta; Coleoptera; Curculionidae.
AUGCCUAAUUGCUGUGUUGAAGGUUGCAAUAACAAUCCUAAAAAUGCUGGUGGUUCGUUGCAUUCAUUUCCGAAGAAAGAACUACAGCCAGCUCUAUACAAAGCGUGGAAAAGUCGCAAAAAAUUUCAAUCCCAAUCAUCACCAUGUGUGCCACUAAUAUUCACGGAAGCGGUCCAAGGAGAUCCAGUGUUUCUACCGUGUGAUAUAUCAAUGCCCGAACCUAGUGAUAAAGUUCUAUUAGUGUUGUGGUACCGUGAGGAUUUAGGAACUCCAAUUUACAGUAUCGACGGUAGAGAACGUGACUUUUCAAUUGCGGAACGAUGGUCGGACGAAAAAGUGUUCUCGAACAGAGCGUAUUUUUUACAAGACAAACAACCAGCUGAAUUGGGUAUCGACCAUGUUCGGGAAUCGGACCAAGCCGUGUACAGGUGUCGGGUGGAUUUUAAAAUAGGCCAAACGAGAAAUAGCCGAGUCAAUUUAACAGUGAUUGCAGUUGCAUCAGAAGAACUUCCAGACUUAUCAAACACUUCAAAUCCUUCCUUGAGGAACACUAGCAACUAG